Messenger RNA from Dinoponera quadriceps, 3804 nucleotides. Its product is annotated as zinc finger CCCH domain-containing protein 28-like. The coding region runs from base 1812 to 2138 and encodes 108 amino acids. The record is from RefSeq and is a predicted model, not a curated record. The transcript is spliced from 3 exons. NCBI's taxonomy places the organism in Eukaryota, Metazoa, Arthropoda, Insecta, Hymenoptera, Formicidae. Gene Ontology annotation, molecular function: metal ion binding.
UGUGUCGUGUGACGACUCUCCCAUUGUUCGCGCGUCGAUAAUCUCCGCGGUGAAAAACGAAAAAAAAACACGCCAAUAAUUAUCGUUAACACACCGACGCUAAUAACGUGUUCGUUCGUGGCUCGUCUGCAAACGUUCUCGCACGCGUCAUGUGAAACGACAAAUGCGUAACAAUAACAACAUACGCGCCCGCUCUCUCUCUCUCUCUCUCUUUCUCUCUCGUACACACGGAUCGCCGAUUUCAUUUGUUUCGCACGUCAUUUUAAAAAAACUCGACGCGAAAUCGCCAAUUAUUUCGUUCGCGUUCGCUAACCAAUCGCGGACGAACGACGAACUUUGGUGAUGGGUUGCCGGUGCUCUCUUCCUUCCCCCCCUCUCCCUAUUUUCUCUCCGUCUCUGUCUCUCUUUCUUUCUCUCUCUCUCUCUUUUUUAAUUCGUUGCAAUCGCUGAACUCGUUCCGCUCGUCGCUGGCCACGUCGAAUCGUUCGAUAAAUAUUUGACAAACGAAUGAACGAAAUAAAACGGCAUACGGACUUGAACUCGUGGACUCGCGCGACUCCAAAACGCCAUCCUGUGGUGGCAAAACGAAAAAUAAACGAAAUGAUAAUGCCGGUGAAACACACGUGACGCGUAUACAUGCAUACGUGCACACACAAACACGUCAUCGCCGACGGGUGGCGACCUGACACAACGCGCGCGCACCUCUUCUCCGCUUUAUCACGUACUUCGGUUCGAUUCGUUGAUUGAUUUCUUCCUCUAUUUUUUUUUUUCUACCGUCCCCCAUUUCGCCUCCACUUCACGGGCUUCAUCGUUCCUGUGCCAUGCAUAUAUCUACAUAUAAUCACCCGAUUCCGACGUAUAUACAUAUAUUAUGUAUCGAUCAUAAUGAAUAUUCUUGAAACGCGCUGGCUUUGGUAUGUGUGCACCGCCGUCGUCGCAUUAUUCCGACGCCUUCCCUAUCAUCAUCAUCAUCAUCAUCAACAUCAUCAUCAUCAUCACCCGUGGACAAAAAAUCGAAACGGGGAAAUAAAACUGACAUAUCCGUGCGGCACACCCAUGGUACAUGCGUCGUCGUUCGCCGAAUCAAAAAUGUAUAAUAAUGCGUGCGAACAUGCGUGCGUCCCCCUCUACGUGGCAACCAAUGUACCGAAAUUUUUCCCCUCUCUCCUUCUCUCUUUCUCUAUCUAUUCAUCUAUAUACCUAUCUCUCCCCCUCUAUCUCUGUCACUCUGUCUCUGUCUCUCCGUUCGUACGACCGUGCGCGUAAACGAACCCGCGGGGGAAAAAAAUAAAUAAAAUACGAAACGAAACACGCGCGGACGCGACGUCAAGCCGACGAUUUACACUUUCGUUUUCCGUAAUUUACGCUUUCAUUUUUUUCCGCGCUCUUUCACGCGCGCGCGUUCGCCACUCCGCGUCCCGGCAUGUUCCCGCGCGCGCAUUAAUCGGAACGACGAACGAUUGCGACUGCAAUUUAACCAACGACUCAUCAUGUUCCUUUAUGGAGUGCUUGAUUCGAAAAAAAAAAAAACGAAAAAAAAAACGAUAACAAUAACAACGAUGAUAAAACGAAACGAACGAUGCGCAUUAAAAAUUAAAAAAAAAAAACCAAACGAUGUGUAAAACAAAUUCGAUUUCACACUGUCGUACAUGUACCUGGAUGCUCCGAGGGCACGCUCCACCGCGUGUCUCCUUUGAUCUGGUGCCUUCUCCACCGAAUUCAACCGACUGUGGUAAUGAACGACCACCAAAAAAAAAAAAUACUACCGAUACUUGAAAAAAAAACCGUACGAACACUGCCUCGUUUGCUGCAUGUGGAUCGCCUUAGCAGCCUUAGCCACUGUCGGGGCCCAAGUGGUCCCCCAAAACGCUCACUGUGUCGUCUACACAGACAGCUGCGGACAGUUACUGGACACCCUCCCGGUGUGCCAAGAUUUUAAUCGACAAGUGUGCAACCGUCCCGCCUGCAAGUUUAUCCAUCUCAGUGACGGAAACGUGGAGGUGAUCGAGAACCGCGUAACGGUGUGCAGGGACGCAGUAAAGGGCGCGUGUAUGCGGCCCCAGUGUAAAUAUUACCACAUACCGGUCGCGUUGCCGCCGGCGCCUCUGAUGGCGAUCGCGUCGUCUGCGACGCCUUAGGGUCGAUUCCGCCAGCGAUUAACGCGCCGGCACCGCGCGGGGAGGCCGAGGAAGAAGGAUUCGAUAAAAGCUUGCGCGAACACGUAUUCCCGCGCACGUCAGCUACGACGGCGAACAAAGCGAGAGCGGCGAGGAGGAAGAGGAGGAAGCCGGGCAAGAUGAGGAAGAAGAGGAAGAAGAGAAGGAGGAGGAGGAGGAAGUGAAGGAAGAGGCGGCGCCGAGGGGACGAACGUCGUCCUCGCCGUCGUCGAUUCGAUCUAAUCACAACAGCACGUCGAUGUUCCUUCGCGACACUCGUGAUGCACACGAAUGUGCGAACGCACGUUCAGGCGAGAAACAACGUGUGGUGGGAGGGUAGGAAGGAAGGCAGGCAGGUGGAGAGAUAGAGUUCCUGUCGCGCGGCCUCGGGAAAGGAAGGAAACGCGUCUUUCUUUCGUUUCAUCGGCGGGAGAAACGGAGACCGCGAUCGUGGAGAUAAAUAUCGACGGGGCGGGGGAGAUCGUCGCGUCGGCGCGCAAAGGGGGCAGUAAUUGUCGAGAGAGUCGUCGCGAGGUACUCGUUGGGAUCACACACAAAGCGAGCUAGCGAGCGAAGUCUUCCUUAAGAAGUUACCCUUUCGUUCUUUCGAUCCGCAUUUGGCUUCCCGCGACGAGACUCGUCGCGAACGGGCGAAUCGCUCGAGACGACGCUCGCCGAGCUCCAGGAUAAACUGGCAAGCCGCUCGGCCGUCUCUUAACUUCCACGGAUUCCCUUCUCCCUCUCGUUGACCCGCUCAUGAGGCGCGAAGGGAUGUCGUACCGGCGAGGAAGGACGACGAAGGAUUUUCAUCCCCGUGAGCGGACGCGUCGUCGUCGGGACGAUCGUUUCUUCUCGCGAUCGAGCGGGCCGGCGAACGGUGAUUCAGCGUCGACUUCCCCGUCGGCGCGCCGAUGCCAUCGUUUCCCGAUCUCUUCAAGGCGGCUUCCUCGAGAGCGGCGGAGUGCAGAGCUGAAGAGAUCCUUCAUUCUCGCGCGAUCCUGGACCUCCUGUUUAUGUUAUCUCGAUGUCACACGGAUGCCAACCAACUUCGCUUCACGGUCGGAAAGCGGGAGGAACGGAGCGUCGCGUGCGUGUAGUUGUAGAACAGCGCGGCUCUUCGUCAUCGUCUCCGCAUCGGAAUGAAGUGUUCAUUCCGUUUCGAAUGAUUCGAUCGGUGAGAUAUUCGCGAGAAACUUCAUAUCUCGACUCGCCUGUCGCUCGAGGAGGCUGCGUUUUGUUUUCGCGUUCGCGAUUUUCUUCCUUUUCCCGAUUGGCCGUAUGGCACGUCCUCGCUCGCCGUGACACGCGGUGCACGUUCGCGCAAUGCAAGGCACGCUUGCGAGAGAAUCCGUUGAUAGCAAGGAAGGAAGCAAGAAAGAAAGAGAGAAAAAGAGUUUGAAAUAUUGUUCCAUAAGGACGUAUAAAUAUUAUACAUAAUACAUAUAUAUAUUCAUGCCAGAUUCUGUCAUGAGAAAAGUUGUAAUUGUACCGUAUAAGUAGACUAGCUAGGGGCCGCGAAUCAACGCGAGCGUACGAAUGACUGAUGGACGCUGAUCUUGCAGGAGAAAGAGAAACGUAAAAUAUACAAAAGCGUAAACGACGAUAAAUAUCACCGAGACGAGAUGAGAGAAAUAAAAUUUACACGAGA